UGGAAACUGUGUGAGGAAAAGAGACAAGCUGGUAGAUGUUUCAUGUGACAGUACUAUGUGGUUCAUCUGCUAUGAUGGAAUGAAGAAAGACAAUAAAACAUAUUUGAUUGAGGAGAAGAAGAACUGGACAGAGGCUCAGAGCUACUGCAGAUAUAAUCACACUGACUUGGCCAGUGGACUCGAUCAGGUAGAUGGAAAAGAAAUUGAGGCCCUUAUGAAGUCGAAGGCAACUCCUUUUAGAGCAUGGGUCGGUCUGUUCAGAGACAGCUGGAGGUGGUCAGAUGGGAGUAAUUCCUCUUUCAGAUACUGGGAUAUGGAGUUAUUCAAUGAUGAACAAAGCAACAAGACAUGUGCUAUGACUCUGUUAAACAGAUCAGGAAACUGGAGCUCUGAUGAAUGUGACAAAGAAAAACCCUUCUUCUGUUAUGAUGAUAAAUUGAUCCUGAUCAAAGAAAACAAGACCUGGAAGGAGGCCUUGGAUUACUGCAGAGAGUCUCACAGGGGACUGGUCUCCAUCACUAACCUUCAAGAGCAGGGAUGGGUCCAAUACAAAGCCAAGAAUGCAUCGAGUCCUUAUGUCUGGCUCGGCCUGCGCUACUCCUGCACUCUGGAUCUGUGGUUCUGGAUCAAUGACAAGGUGGUCUGUUAUGAGAAGUGGAGCAGAGAGGGAAAGACUGAGGAGUGUGGCAGGGCUGUGGGCAUGAUGAGAGGAGGACAGUAUGAGUGGGUCAGUCAGAGAGACAAUGAGACAUACAAUUUUAUUUGUUCUGCUGAAUAAGAUUUAAUCAUAACUUAAAGAUUUCACUCUGAGGUAAACUUCUUUGAUUGUUUAGUUUCGUAUUUUUUGACUUUUCAUGUUCUUCAUUAAAUUUGGUUUCCUUAGUUUCUUCUUGACUGUCUGAUUCAGUGAUAUUAGACUUACUUACUUCACAAUUGCUGCAUUAUUCAGUUUUUACACUUUUAUUGUUAGAUGUUUUGUUUAUUAUAUUUGCUGUUAUCUUUUGAGUAUAUAAAUAGCAAUUGAAUAAAUAUAAAUAAAGUAUUUUAAUAUUUUUAAUCUUUAAUAUUUACCAUAUGAUAUAAAUCAUCUCACUGAGAAUUCAGGACAAUUCAUGGCAAAAAGACUUAAAACUACUCUUUUUUUCAUAAUUAUGUAUUUGAAGCGACAUGUUGUAAACUGAUCAUUUGCGUCUGUGAGGACAAAUAAACUGAGUUGCAGGUGUAACAGUCUACACUACUUACAGUAGUUCUCUGAGCACCUAUUUCUACACAGAUUAGCAUAUUAAUAUUUAUUUUAAAUCAUUAGGAAACCAAUUGCACUGUGUUUUCAAAUAACAUUUAAAAUUUGCCAACACAAAACUCUCCAACAGACACACAGAGUGAACUGAAACAGAGUUCAUGACAACAUCUUUUCUAGUGUUUUAAGACAUUUUCCACCAAUAGAAACCUUCCACUUGUGGUUCAUUCAUGGCAAGCUUUCACCUGGGGUGAGAGUUGAAUAUUUCAGCUGUGAAGCUCCAAGAUUUAAAGCCACCACAUCUACAGCAACAACAAAGGAGUUGAAAAAGCAACAAAUAGCAGCGUUAACCACAGACCUCUCUAAAGACAAAUAUGAGCUAUUAAAAAGAAAGUCAUCAUUUAAAUCAAUGUAUUUAAUUGUUAUUUCACUGUAGUGUAGUUCAGAAACCAAAACAAAUUCGAGAGUAUUCACAUAGACUAUGACAGCCAAACAGUACCAUCUAGUGGCUUUACAGGUUCGCACCAGAGUAAACAUGUAUUACAUUUCUAAUGCGUGUACAGAUGUGACUGUUACACUUUAUCCACAGCAAAUAAUACACUAUGCUAAUGUGAUUUUACAGGUUUCUACUACAGACCAUGUUAGGAAACACAAAUAUUUAAGUCCUUCCCCAACUCACCUAUGGUGGGCUUUUUAAAAUGUAAAAUGAGUGCUAAAGAAACCUGUGCAUGAAGAUAGAAGUGAAAUGUUUGGUGUAAGUAACCAGGUCAAACCAGAUCUUUUAUAGGAUGUGAGCUGGAAAGAGUAGGAGUUU
Messenger RNA from Haplochromis burtoni (Burton's mouthbrooder), 2051 nucleotides. Its product is annotated as macrophage mannose receptor 1. The record is from RefSeq and is a predicted model, not a curated record. Bases 56 to 778 code for a protein of 240 amino acids. The transcript is spliced from 3 exons. Lineage: Eukaryota; Metazoa; Chordata; Actinopteri; Cichliformes; Cichlidae.